CUUCUGGCUCUCGAGUCCUCACUCUUGUCCUGCUUGUGAACUGCCUGAGUAUGGAGCUGCUGUGUUGCGAGAAUAUCCGGCGUUCACCCCGGGCUGGGUCAGACCCGCAGCUGCUGGAGGACCAGCGUGUCCUGCAGACCCUGCUCCGCAUGGAGGAGCGCUACUUGCCCUGCGUCUCCUACUUUCAGUGCGUGCAGAAUGAGAUCAAGCCGCACAUGCGGAAGAUGCUGGCUUACUGGAUGUUGGAGGUGUGUGAAGAGCAGCAUUGUGAGGAGGAAGUCUUCCUCCUGGCCAUGAACUAUCUGGAUCGAUUCCUGUCCUGGGUCCCUACUCGGAAGUCGCAGUUGCAGCUCCUGGGUUCGGUCUGCAUGCUACUGGCCUCCAAGUUUCGUGACACCACCCCCCUGACCAUCGAAAAGCUCUGCAUCUACUCCGACCACGCUGUUUCUCACGGCCAAAUACUGGACUGGGAGUUGCUGGUCCUGGGGAGGCUCAAGUGGGACCUGGCUGCUGUCAUUCCCUAUGACUUCUUGGCUUUGAUUCUGCACCGGCUCCCAUUGCCUAGUGACCGGCAGGCCUUGGUCAGAAAGCAUGCCCAGACCUUUCUGGCCCUCUGUGCCACAGAUUUCAGUUUUGCCAUGUACCCACCAUCUAUGAUUGCAACGGGCAGUGUUGGGGCUGCAGUCCAAGGCUUGGGUGCCAGUUCCAUGUCCGCAGAUGAGCUCACCGAGCUGCUGGCAGGGAUCGUAGGCACUGAAGUGGAUUGCCUGCGGGCCUGUCAGGAGCAGAUUGAAGCUGCACUCAGGGAGAGCCUCAGGGAUGCCCAGCCUAACUCCAGCCCAGUGCCCAAAGCUCCUCGGAACACGGGCAGCCAGGAGACCAACCAGACCAGCACACCUACAGAUGUUACAGCCAUUGACCUGUAG
Chrysochloris asiatica (Cape golden mole) is the source of this 926-nucleotide messenger RNA. RefSeq names its product cyclin D3 (gene CCND3). Gene Ontology annotation, cellular component: cyclin-dependent protein kinase holoenzyme complex; cytoplasm; nucleus. The record is from RefSeq and is a predicted model, not a curated record. NCBI's taxonomy places the organism in Eukaryota, Metazoa, Chordata, Mammalia, Afrosoricida, Chrysochloridae. Gene Ontology annotation, biological process: positive regulation of G1/S transition of mitotic cell cycle; regulation of cyclin-dependent protein serine/threonine kinase activity; mitotic cell cycle phase transition. Bases 51 to 926 code for a protein of 291 amino acids. The transcript is spliced from 5 exons. Gene Ontology annotation, molecular function: cyclin-dependent protein serine/threonine kinase regulator activity.